UAGGAAUACGUGGAAUUGAACUGUGAUGGUUAAAGCAAAAGAAACUGUCAAAGUAUGUUGUGGUCAUAUAUGUCAAUAUUAAAUUGUUCGCGAUCAAGUUUAGUUUCUUAAAAAUAUAAUAAAACGCUAAUGAAUAUACGUGGAGCAUGUAAAAUGAAAGAAAUAAUAACACGCACAGUAUAGUUACUAUAUAAAUCAUCACGAAUUUAUCGUGUUACUGACUGCAUUACUGUGUAUUACGUGUCUUGUUAUAGAUUUAAUAUUACUAUUUUAUUCAAAUACAUAAAAAUGAAUAAUCGAAGGCGCACAAAUAAUUUCACGUAUGUUAGUUCAUGUGUGAAAUAUAUGAUAUUUACUCUAAACUUUGUAUUCUGGUUAUUUGGUGGUCUUUUAAUUGGAGUGGGUCUGUAUGCCUUUGUUGAUAAAUGGCAAGCAACUGGUUCUGUAAGAGUGGAAAAUGUAUAUGAUGUAAUAUUGAAUAUAUCACUAGUAAUGGUAAUAGCUGGAGGAGUUGUGUUUGUUGUCAGUUUUGCAGGAUGUGUCGGUGCGCUUCGUGAAAAUACCUGCCUACUUAAAUUUUAUUCGUUAUGCCUGUUGGUUUUUUUCCUCCUUGAAAUGGGUGUUGCAAUAGUUGGUUUUGUAUUUCCACAUACGUUACAAUCUUUAUUGGAAGAAUCUUUUACUGAAAAAAUUAUUCAAACGUACAGAGAAGAUCCAGAUUUACAGAAUUUCAUUGAUUUUGGACAACAAGAGUUCAAAUGCUGCGGUUUAAGUCAAGCUGGUUAUAUGGAUUGGGGCAAAAAUGAAUAUUUUAAUUGUUCCAGUCCUAGUGUUGAACAUUGUGGUGUACCAUUUUCUUGCUGCAUAAAUGCUACAGAUAUUAGUAGCGGACUCGUAAAUAUAAUGUGCGGAUACAAAGACAAAGUCUUAACUCUUCCUGUAUCUGAAGCAAGUAAAAAAGUCUGGACCAGUGGUUGUAUCGAAAUUGUUCGUAAUUGGGCAGAACGCAAUUUAUAUACGAUAGCAGGCAUUGCCCUGGGCAUAGCUCUUAGUCAGUUAUUUGUUAUUUAUCUAGCUAAGACAUUAGAAGGUCAAAUUGAGUUACAAAGGUCUCGUUGGCAUUCCUGAGCUUGACUUCAGGCCACCUACCGCUAUUCUAUUCAUUCUCCAGCAAGCAGGCAGGUGGCCAGCAAUCAUACGCAAAGUCAGAAUGCUAAAGCAAACGUGAAUGCUCGAAUGGCAUUGCUUGUUCUAUUUGCAAUCUCAUUAUACAUACUGUGCAUUUUAUCUCUGAUUAGAUUCAUUCUUUACUAUUUUCAUUUGUACUUAGGUAAAAAAAAAUUUUUUACUUAAUAUCAUGAGAGAGAAAUUUGCAUUCUUUUUAUAAUUUUUUUACUUCCAUCAUACUUAUUAUUAUCUUUAAAUACAUUCAUUUUUUAGCUUAGAAACACUUGGCCAUUGUAUCCAAAUAGACUUUAGUCCUCUUUUUUAAUACUAAAUUGAUAUUUUAAUACUAAGUGUAUAAACUUCCGAGAUAUUUACAUAUCUAUAUACUUUUUUCUUUAGUAUUAAGUCUGGUCUAUAUACGCAGACCACAUCUUGAUGUGUUCAAAGAAACUAAAUGAGAUUUAUGUUAUGACACAUUUGUGUUUAUCCAAGUUGGAUAGAAUCUUUAUCUUAACUCAAAUUUCUUGAAAACAAUUUUUUAUAAUAUUUUAGAUGUGAUCUUUGACAAAUAUGUAAGAUGAAAUGAUGAAAAUAUUUUUUACAUAGAUAGCCAUUUUUUUUUUUUUUUUAGAUAAUAUUAUUUCGUUUAUAAAAAAUUAAAGACAAAUAACUAAGAGAUAAAUAAUUUAAUUUAACACCGUUUGUAUUAAUAUAUUAUACAUCUAUUAUACAGAUAUUUACUUGAAAUAUUUUUAUGUCUAACAGCAGAAUAUGCACAUUGCUUAAGUUACUAAUUCAUUAAUUUUUUUAAUAUUUGUAAUGUUAUGAUAUAAGCAUCAUCAGUUAGAUUGAGAAGAUAUAUUCUUUAACUUGUUAAUUUAUAUGUUCUUUUUUAAUAUGGUGCACAUUAAUUACACCUAUGAGCAGAAGAACAUCCAGUGCCAAAAUCAGAAUAUUGUCUUACAUUUUUCUUUAAAACAAAUCUGACAAUAAUCUGGUAUGAAUGAUUUGUUUAUCCAAUAGGUAUAAAAUAAAUUUACUGUGUCUUUUUAUCAACAAUAAAUGUAAAACUGAUAUAUAAAACCUUCUAGUUUGUAAUAAACAAAUAUUAUUCUAAUAUAACAUCCUUGCCAUCAUCAA
Molecule: messenger RNA, 2307 nt
Organism: Vespa velutina
Lineage: Eukaryota; Metazoa; Arthropoda; Insecta; Hymenoptera; Vespidae
Product: tetraspanin-33-like
Exons: 5
Coding region: 289-1128 (279 amino acids)
Biological process (GO): protein localization to plasma membrane; protein maturation
Cellular component (GO): membrane
Source: RefSeq, a predicted model, not a curated record